Molecule: messenger RNA, 850 nt
Organism: Momordica charantia (bitter melon)
Lineage: Eukaryota; Viridiplantae; Streptophyta; Magnoliopsida; Cucurbitales; Cucurbitaceae
Source: RefSeq, a predicted model, not a curated record
UGGACGCCAUGCCCUUAAAAGUCGACUUCAAGAGCUUGGUUAUGAGCUUGACAAUGAGAAUCUUGACAACAUAUUCUGGCGUUUCAAAGAAGUAGCUGAACAAAAGAAGAGAGUAACAGAUGCUGAUCUUCGAGCAUUGGUAUCUGAUGAAGUUUUUCAACCAAGUGUUGUCUGGAAGCUGCUAGAUUUGCAGGUCACCUGUGGAACUCUUGGUCUUUCUACGGCUACCGUGAAACUCCUCGAUGCUGACGGGAAAGAGCAUAUUAAUUGUGCUGUUGGAACGGGGCCUGUAGAUUCAGCUUACAAGGCUGUAGAUGGCAUUGUGAAGGAACCAGUUACACUUCUCGAGUAUUCGAUGAACGCUGUCACUGAAGGCAUUGAUGCAAUUGCCACGACCCGUGUUGUAAUAAGAGGGGAAAACAGUUACACAUCAACUAAUGCAAUGACAGGAGAAGCAGUUCAACGAACAUUUAGUGGUAUCGGGGCAGGCAUGGACAUAGUUGWAUCAAGUGUCAAGGCCUACAUUGGUGCACUAAACAAGAUGCUUGGUUUUCAAGGAGUUGACAUUAAGGUGACUGAAAAAAGAACAUUGUCUGCAUAAAAAAUAUUGAUUUGAGCAGGAAGAAUGAUGAUGGUGGCAAUCUUGCAUAAAAGCUUCCAGAAUUUUGCUCAUGAAAUUUUCGACCGAGUAAGUUUCGGGAUCUUAUAUCGUUUGUAAUUUAGUUGUUUGCRUGUUCUUUGAAACCUUUUCAGAAGUACCUGCUUUAAUGUUGUAGUUUGUAAACAGUGAACUGGCUUUAAUUAUCAUUUUAUGAAUGAACCCUUUUCAGAAGUACCUGCUUGAAUGUAA